CGCGGCGCGCCGGCUCUUUUCCCGUCGUCUCGCUGUGUCACUGUUCCGCGCUCUCUCCCUUCGGCAGCCUAAGUUCAGUUGCCCGCUCCUGCUUUAGUCGCUGCCGGCCAGGCCCGAUGGAGUACCUCAUCGGCAUUCAAGGGCCCGACUUCGUGCUGGUGGCUGCUGACACCAUCGCCGCCUCCAGCGUCGUCCAGAUGAAGCGCGAUCAUGACAAGAUGUUCAAGAUGAGUGAGAAAAUCUUGCUUCUAUGUGUUGGGGAGGCUGGGGACACUGUCCAGUUUGCAGAGUAUAUCCAGAAAAAUGUUCAGCUCUACAAGAUGAGGAAUGGGUAUGAAUUGUCUCCGACUGCAGCUGCCAAUUUCACACGCCGAAAUCUGGCUGACUAUCUGCGGAGUAGAACUCCUUAUCAUGUCAACCUCCUGCUGGCAGGCUUUGAUGAGCAAGAUGGGCCUGCCCUAUACUACAUGGAUUACCUUGCCUCUUUGGCUAAAGCUCCCUUUGCAGCCCACGGUUAUGGGGCCUUCUUGACACUCAGCAUUCUUGAUCGCUACUAUAGACCAGGUAUCACCCGUGAAGAAGCAUUGGAGAUUCUCAAGAAAUGUCUUGAGGAGCUUCAGAAACGCUUCAUCCUGAACUUGCCUUCAUUCAAUGCUCGAUUCAUCGAUAAAGAUGGCAUCCACGAUGUAACUAAUAUACCACUCUUGACAGCAGAGGCCUAAAUGCCCAAACUUUCCUCUUCCUGCCUCCAUUUGGCUUUUUUUU
Zootoca vivipara (common lizard) is the source of this 765-nucleotide messenger RNA. RefSeq names its product proteasome 20S subunit beta 2 (gene PSMB2). Lineage: Eukaryota; Metazoa; Chordata; Lepidosauria; Squamata; Lacertidae. The record is from RefSeq and is a predicted model, not a curated record. Gene Ontology annotation, biological process: proteasomal protein catabolic process. Gene Ontology annotation, cellular component: proteasome core complex; nucleus; cytoplasm.